Capsaspora owczarzaki ATCC 30864 is the source of this 3812-nucleotide messenger RNA. RefSeq lists its product as hypothetical. Lineage: Eukaryota; Filasterea; Ministeriida; Capsasporidae. The coding region runs from base 1 to 3732 and encodes 1243 amino acids. The record is from RefSeq and is a predicted model, not a curated record. The transcript is spliced from 3 exons. Gene Ontology annotation, molecular function: protein binding.
AUGGCUCGGUUGCGAUCGACAGCCGCCAUUCCCGAGGGCAUCUCGAAUGUUGUGGCCGAAGUGCUGGAUGCAUGCAGCGAGAUUGCCGGUGAACUGUUCCGCCAACAGCUGACCGCUGCGCCAUUCUUCCCGAAGCGCCCUCGCGCCAAUCCUGCUGUCUGGCGCCUGCUCCUCAACCGCCAAGACCAGCGAGCGGCCUUUCUGCUCGAAUGUUCGCCAAUCUCGAUCGAGCGCGUAGAGCGCAACGCGUCCAGCGUGUUGGACUCGGCUCUGGAGGCCAUGCCUGGCAGUAGCAAGGGCAAGUCGUCGGAGCCAACAGCGACAUCCUCCGCUUCGACUUGGAACCUCUUUGAUGCUGCCACUUCAAGCGAGGCAAGCGAAACAACGGACCUGUACACUUUCGCGCCGUCGGCGUUGUUGGACUACUUUGCUGUGCGCUUCAUUGUGGCCGCUCCCGACACUGACGAGUUUGUCAGCCGCUUCCGCACUUAUCCGAGCUUUACGGACGAUCUCAACAUGGUCUCUCUGUUUGCCGACCGCGUCCGCAAUGAUGCGUCGGUGGAAGCCCAGUUUAAACAGAUUGUCGAACGAGCGCGCAAAUCCGCUGCCAUUGGACUGACGAGCGACGCUUCUGUCGCGGAUCACUCGGUGGCCAACGCAAUGUCAGUUCUCACCGCGGCCGGCUGCUCGUUCAAUCGAGCUGCGCUGCAAAAUCUGCAAGCGCCGGAUGCCAACUUGACCCAUGCCAUGCUCGUGGAAGCGGAUGUUUCUGGGAGCGAUUUGAGCGCCGCGACGCUUGCUGGUGCCCAAACACGCGAUUUGGGCAGCAAGGGCGCCCUCGUGCCAGCAGGCCCAGUGGAACACUUGCCGCUGGUGUCCAACUUGAGCGGCGAGGCGCUCGCAGCAGCCUUCUCUCAGGAUGGGUUGCUCUUGACCGUCAUUGACUCGAGCCUGCGUGCCUCUCGCUGGGACGUCCGGUCCGUCAUGCGCUCUGAGCUCGCGACUCGCGAUGUUUCUAAAACCGUUGCAUCUCCGCUCUCCGCGCCGUUAUCGUCGUCCUCAUUGUCCUCUCUGAGCUCGUCCGGCGCGCUAAGCUCACUCACUGCAGCGAGCGCUUCCGCCAAGUUGGUCGACGAGUGGCAGUUCAGCGACCCUCCAGCCUGGUGGAAGUCGCUCUUUGGAGACGCUGCAACCGAGCCCGCCGACUCGUCCGCUGGGCAGAGCUUGGUGGCUCAGCCGGUGCUGUCCGCCACUGGCUCGGUCGCUGCUGUCGCCGGACUCGAGCAAACCGAGGCUGGAGCCGUGGACGGCGAACUGGCAGGCGCGCCCAAUUUCGCGAUCGUGUUGCACGACAUUCGUCGUUCCAGCUUCUUCCGUCGCGUCCUCGUGGGGCACCAGCACAAAGUGACGUCGAUGAUGUUUGUUGGCGAUGCGCAUCUUGUCUCUGGCGAUGCUUCUGGGCAGAUUCGAAUCUGGCACAACGCUCUUCUCUCAAGCGAUGCGUCCGUUGUUUUUGGCCCUGGAUCUGCACAAGAAUCGGAGGCUGCAACCUCUCGUGCCAUCACUGCAACCUCGUUUAUUGCCCAGCGCGAGUACGAGUUGACCAUUCACGAAGGAGAUGAAGUGCAAGUACUGGAUCAGUCCAACCCGGACUGGUGGUGGAUUUCGUUCGGUGGCCGACAAGGCUGCGUUCCACAAAGCUGCCUGAUGCCGUUGGCUCAGGAGGCUGCUCGCUCUCUGUCAGGAUCACGCACCAGUUUGCUCGAAUCGGUCCCUUCCAGCGAGGCUUUCAUUGUGGCCCGCAGGAAGGCGCUGGGAACCAAGCCUGUGUUGCACGCAAACAUGAUUGGAGCGCAAGGAGAGCUCGUGGUCGCUGCAACCACCAAAGCCGUGCAGCUGUGGUCUGUGGAGGAGCGUGUGCUGGCACGCGAGCAUGUUGUGGCUCAUGCGCACAUUGUCGCUGCGACCAGCAACCAGAAGUGGAUUGCAUGCACCACAGAUCGCCAUCUCGUCCUGGUGUUUGCCAUCACUUCGCACCUGUCGACCAGCAGCAGCAGCAGCAGCAGCAAACAGCUGCCUCAUGCGUAUCGUGGCGCGCAACUCGAGCAGUCGUAUACCUUUGACUUGAGCCGCGGCCAGUUUGACCAGCUUGGAGCUGGCAUGCUCGCCUCUGCUGCACUGGGAUUGCCUUCCUCGCGUGGUAUUUCGCUGAAACUGGCGACGCAAAGCAGUGUUCUCGCUUGCAGCGGCGCAACUCAGGUCACCCUGUUUGACCUUGAUGCUGGCCAUACGGUAGCACACCGUCAAAUUGAAGGCGGACACGUGGUCGGAUUUUCCGACGACUGCUCAUCCGUCGCCGUCGCGUUUAGCAAACGGGUGCUCCUUUGGGAUGUCGAACUGCCUUCCGACCGCGAACUUUCCCGCACCCAAUGUGGUGGAUUGUCAUGCCUGUCGGUUUGCGCAUCCGCCAAUCUCCUCGUCACCGGUGAGACGUUUGGAAGUAUCAAAGUCUGGGAUGCGUCGUCAUUGGCGUUGCUGGCAACGUUGGGCCAGUCAUUCCCCGUGCACUCUGUCGCCAUGUCUCCGCUCGGCAAUCUGGUUGCUGCUGCAGGGCUUACCAUCGAGCAAAACACCAGCGCGCUUCAGCCCGGCCAGGUGCUCAAAAUGUGGCAAACGCUGCCAACGAAGACUCAAGAAGCCAAGCUCAUCCAGGGUUGCGAGCGCCUGGUUCGCUCGGUGAGCUUUGGCCGCGACGGCAAGUUCAUGGCAUGCGGCGAAGCAGAAGGCCGGGUGACCGUGUGGAGUACCGAGACUGGACGCGUCAAGUACGAUUUUGGCAAAAUUGCGCGAACAGCAGCCCCAAUCCCUGGAGCUGAUUUGGCCUUGGACGACCGUGGGCACGAGGGCCCGGUACUCAGUGUGUGCUUUUCUCAAAACACUGCUCUGGUCGACAAUGACGAUGGAGGCCGGUUUGUUCUCGUGUCGUCGAGCGAAAGCCCCUCUGCAACUGUCGUGUUCUGGGACUUGAUCUCGGGUCAGUCCAUCCUUCAGUUGGCCGGCAUCGGAGGCAGGGUGGCAGAGCUGAGCAGCUGCAGCCAGUACCUCGCAGCCACCGUUGCAUCGAGCGGGUACCGCACGGUUGCCGUCCAUGUCGUGCCCUCGCUGCUUUCGAUGCGUCAGCUGCAGCUUUCGGCUGCGCUGCUUGCCCAAAAGAAGCCUCCAACCCCUCUGCUGACCUUCCGAGGCCACGAUGGCCCCGUCACUUGCAUUAGUUUUGCCCCGAACGGCAUGGUUGCUGCGACUGGCAGCGCCGAUACUACCGUUCGCAUCUGGGCCAUGCCGCCUCCGCACACGCGGAAUAUCUCGAACGCUCGCGCCAACGGCAGCGGCCGAUGCCUGGCCGUCCUGAGGGCACAUACCGACAUUGUCACGUCCGUUGCCUUCCACGGCGAGAGCGGCAUGCUGUACUCCUGCGGUCUGGACGGCGCGCUGCUGCAAUCCGCUCCCGUGGCGCCGUGCUCUGCAUCUUCCGCUUCGUCUGCCUCCUCUGCAGGUCUGGCGACGCUUUCUUCGACCCCCAUCGAAGCUGCUAGUGCCACCGCACCCGUGCCCCAUGGCCAGCCGCCAUCUGCAGCAGUCUGGCGCGUGGUUCGCGUGGCAGCCAGUCCUUCGCCACCGCUCGUCCAAACCGAAGGGUUGCUCGCUCGCGCCACCGCCUGCUCCAUUCAAUGAAUCAUGAUUGUGCGCGUGUUUGAAAGUGUGUUUGUUGUAUUGCUGUAGAUCUGUUUCUGUACGAUUGAGUAUUGAAUGUG